Molecule: messenger RNA, 1205 nt
Organism: Salvia hispanica
Lineage: Eukaryota; Viridiplantae; Streptophyta; Magnoliopsida; Lamiales; Lamiaceae
Source: RefSeq, a predicted model, not a curated record
UCCCACUCCUCUUUAUCUCGAUUUCCCACAAACAUAUAUACUUUGAUAGUUUGAUCAAUUCAAAAAUCCAUACUUACAUUAUACUACAUAUAUGAUAGCUUAACAAUUCAAUUAAUUUCAGAAACAUCAAACAUUGCCGCCAUGAGAUAUUUGGAAAUUCCGGCGAAUAUUUCCCGAGCAAGCAGCUGCGAGAGCACUCAAAGCACCACCAACAUCAUCCCCUCCUCCUUCGCCCGCUCCACCUCCUACGUCGACAUCUCCGACCUCGACUACGCGGAGGAGCUCUACCACCGCACCGUCGUCCACGGCGGCGACACUCCGUCCGCCGCCGCCGCCACCGCUGCCUUCCGCCGCCUCGACAAAAUCCGCGGCGGCCGCAGCGCCGUGGCCUCCUUCCUCCGAUCCCUCCUCUCCGUCCUCACAUUCCCCUCCUGCCGCCGCCCGAUCGCCUCCCCCGGCCGCCUCUCCAUCACCCCCCCCCUCGGCCGGAAGGUCACCGGAACCCUAUUCGGGCGGCGGCGCGGCAACGUCAGCUUCGCGGUCCAGUACGAUCCGAGAUCCGUCCCGGUUUUCCUGGUCGAAUUCGCGGUCUCCACCGCGGCGCUGGUGAAGGAGAUGUCGGCGGGGAUGCUGAGGAUCGCGCUGGAGUGCGAGAAGCCGCCGCGGAGAUCGGGGUCGCGGCUGUUCGGGGAGCCGGUGUGGAAGAUGUACUGCAACGGGAGGCAGUGCGGGCACGCGCAGGUGCGCGAGUGCAAUGAGUCGGAUUGGCACGUGCUGAGCACGGUGCAGAGGGUGUCGGUGGGGGCAGGGGUGAUCCCGGUGGUGGAAGACAAAGCGGCGGAGAAGGGCGAGCUGGUUUAUAUGAGGGGGCGGUUCGAGCGGGUGGUGGGGAACCGGGACUCGGAGGCGUUUUAUAUGUUGAACCCGGAUGGGAAUAGCGGACCGGAGCUCGGGAUUUUCUUGCUUAGGAUUUGAUGUAAUUAAUUAAGCUAAAUCAGAUUUUAAUUACGAUAUUAAUAUUUAGUGUUUUUGUUGGAUGACGGAGUAGGAAAUGCAGUUGGGUUGUGUGUGGUUUAGGUAAGUUUUUUCGCCCGUUCUGCCGACUUAGCCAUCCAGACAGACAGAGUUUGGCAGUUUUAUUCUUCAAUGUGUUAUGGCCUUUCUACUUUGUUACUUCUUCAAUAAAUGUUCACUUUGUGAAAUUA